AAUGCAUCUUAAUUUAUCAUUUAAUAUGUUAAGUCAAUUUCCAUUAGGUUUAUUCGAUCAGAAAACAAAGUUGACGACACUAGAUUUAACAGGAAAUAAAAUUGUAUCGUUUGAAUUAGGUAUUUUCGAUCCACUUAGGAGAUUAAAAUCUCUAUAUUUGUCUUCCAAUUCAUUUGUAGGUAAAGAUCUAAAUCCAUAUCUAUUUGAUCAGAAUCCAAACCUAUCUAUUUUGGAUUUCUCCAGAAAUGAUAUGUCACAAUCUCCAGAUAAUCUGUUACAUGCAUUGUAUAAUCUAGAAACUUUAAAUUUGGAUCGAACUUUACUAAAUGUUGUACCGAAAUUUGCAACAUCUUCUAAUUUGAAAUCUUUAAAACAUUUAAUAUUGUCUACAAAUCAAAUAAAAAGAAUUGAUGAUCCAACUGUAUUUAUUAAUUUAGAUAGUCUAAAAGUUUUAGAUUUAUCAAAGAAUAAUUUGGAUUUUAUACAUGAAAAUACGUUUAAAACUUUAAGGAAUCUAGUUGGUAUUAUAUUAAGAAGCAACCAAAUAACAACUUUACCAGAAACUCUAUUUCAAAAUGUACCAAAAUUAAUAAACAUAGAAUUAUCCGAUAACCAAUUGGAAACUAUUACAGUUGAUAGUUUUAAAGGUACGUCAUUGAAGAAUUUAAAUUUAUCAGAUAAUAAAAUAAAAUUUUUACCAAAAAAUUUCUGUUUGGAAUUACAAAAUAUUGAUGUGACGUUAGCUAAGCUUUAUUUCCUACCUAAUCCUUGGGAAUGUGCAUGUAUGAAUGAAUUGGUUAAUGAAAUUAAAAAUAUGAAUAUUUUAUAUGAUGGUGAUGAUUUUGAUGGAGAACAUCAAGUGUGCGUUGUAAGAGACAAGUUUAUUUGUGAUAGAACUUUAAAAAUGUUGAAUAUCUUUCUUAUUUUAAUAUUUACAUUUUUAAUCGUCGACUGUAAGCUGUCAUGCAAAUCUGACAAUGGUCAGAAGGACCUUGGUUGUUCUGCCGGAGAAAGUGACUACGUAUUAAAGAGGGGUGUCGUUUCUGACAAUAAUAUUACAACUGGUAUUACAUUAAAAGCUUGCCGAAUAUCAGAUAUAGAAAAGGAAUCAUUCAAUGGUCUACCAGCUUUGGAAUAUUUAGAUUUAGCUGAAAAUAAAAUAAAAAAUCUCAAAUUAGGUGUUUUAGAUGGAGCUAAACAAGUUAUGUAUUUAAAUCUAUCCUACAAUUUAUUGUCAGAAUUCGAAUUGGGAUUAUUCGAUCAAAAACCUAAUUUAAAACUAUUAGAUUUAAGAGGAAAUACGAUAUUUCAUUUGAAAUUAGGCAUUUUUGAUGCUUUAAAGAACAUACAACAUAUAGAUCUUUCUAGUAAUUCAUUUUUGGGUAAAGACAUCAAUCCUUAUACAUUUGAUAGGAGUAAGGAAAUUAAAUUUAUCGAUUUCUCAAGAAAUGAUAUGUCCGAAUCACCUGAUAAUCUUUUACAUGCAUUCCGUGGCUUGGACUUUUUAAAUUUAGACAGAUGUUUCCUAAAAGAAGUACCUAGAUUUGCAACAAUACCUAAUUUGAAGAAUUUAAAACAUCUAAUGUUGUCUACAAAUUUGAUAAGUAAGAUUGACAAUGGUGCAAUAUUUGUCAAUUUGGACAAUUUAGAAAUAUUAAAUUUAGCGGAAAAUUGUUUGGAAUAUAUUAAUGAGAAAUCAUUGAAGCCAUUGAGGAAUUUAAAAAUGAUCGUAUUAAGAGAUAAUAAAUUUAAAAAGAUAUCUAACGAUUUGUUUAGGAAUUUACCAGUAUUAGGUAUAGUAGAUUUAUCUAGUAACGAAUUGUCUACAAUCCCAGUAGCACAGGACAGAUCAUCUGGUGAUCUUAGAGGAAGGCCUAGCCCAGAAGGCGUCUUAUGA
Molecule: messenger RNA, 1897 nt
Organism: Papilio xuthus (Asian swallowtail)
Lineage: Eukaryota; Metazoa; Arthropoda; Insecta; Lepidoptera; Papilionidae
Source: RefSeq, a predicted model, not a curated record